AUGUCCAUGCUAAAACGCAUGCGUAAAUUUCCCGCGCUGAUUUUCAAAAUGGCGGCAGUUCGUCGUUUGCUAGAAUCUCGACAUGUCUACACACAAAAUGAAUGGCUUGAGGCAUGCAUAAGCUUUGUCAAGGAAGAUAACGAGGCUUGCGUUCAUCUUCGUCAUUACUUCUGGAGUUUAAUCACUUAAUGUAUUGUCUUAACUGCGAUGAAUCGAUCACAGGAGGGACAGCUGACACCUACCCAACUGAACGAGCUGGUGUAUGAGCAGUGGUUGAUGGCUGAAAUUCAAGAAUCUAGUCUUCCUCGCUUACCAGAGGGGCUUGGUAACACGGAUAUCUGCAAACUAGAGGGAUUUUUCAACCUACAGGUCGUUAUUUGCAUUCACUUUAGUUUAGUUGUGUUUUCUCGCGUGUAAUGUAUGAUACGUAUACAGUCAAUUCCCUCGUUCCGAGACCGCCCCCCCCCCCCCGUCACCUCCAGUCAUACCCCGGACAUUUGACUGGAGUUUUGCUCUGCACUUGACCCAAAUGAGGCCCGCCUGGUCAGAUAUUUAACUCUAAACACCACAACAGACUAAGACUGUUGUUUUGGGAACAGGCCGGUAUGUGCCUAGUCUGCUACACAGCCGUUUUUAGUGUCGUCACGCAAUGCUCCUCCCCACAAACGGCUGCUGGAAACUGAACUACAUUCCUUUCCCUUUGUGUUUGUGGUCUAACGAACAAGCCAAUCACGUAUAAGAGAUUUGACAAUACGUGAGCCGCAGGGCGCUAGGAAGCGAGCACGCUUCUCAGUUUUCGACAAAUCAAUCAAUCGUCGCUGAAUUUAGACGGGCCCUGUGUUUUCAGGCAAGGAAAAGGUUAAUUUGCAAAAAAGUUUGUUUUAAGUGAAAAAAAGUGAAAAAAAGGUUUGAUGGGCCUGGAAGACUUUCACCAGGAUCAGUUGGUUCUUCAUUUAACGUGCAUAUGUACUGAUAUGUAAUAAAGAAUUUAAUGUGCCGGAUGUGCUCAUUGUGUUCUGUGAAGACUAAACUCUCCAGGGUACUGAUUCAAAAAGUAAUCUUAUAAAUUAUCGAUGAGCCAUUUCCCGAAACUAUACCUGGCAACUUUAUGAGCACAUCCAUGUUGUGCAUCGCAAUUUGCUUGACUUGCUUGCUGCUGCUGCUUAUCUCCUAAAUUUUGAAUAGGACUCGACUACGACAACACUGCUGUAGUUAAUAAUUGCUUGUUUUCACGCGACGAUUUUUGGUUAUUCUGUCAUUCACACAUAAGGCACCGAUAAAAGCAAAGCUGUGAUUGGAGGAGUCACAGUACCGCAAACGAGGCGCGAACACCUUCCAGAAAAUGGGAGCUGAAUUAUAAUUGGCUAAUCACGGGAAAGGAAUAUAGUUCGGUUUUCAGCAGCCGUUAGUGGGAAGGAGCGUUGCGUGACGACUCUAAAAACGGCUGUGUAGCAGACUAGUAUGUGCCACCUAGGACCUCAAAAUAGGAAAAAUGUUUAACUUUAUUGCAAUGAUGUUCCCUAAGAAAGAAUAGAGGAAAGAGGCCAAUUUUCAAUACUUCAGUUCAUUAGAACUCUUAAGUCUUGUUUAAGGUUCUGUGCAAUUUACAUAUGUUAUUCCACAUUCUAAGAAAUGGUUCCCCUCUUCAUCUAGCUUAGGACAUAAAUUUAUGACCUCUUGGGGUGGCACAUACCCAUGAUAAAAUGUAUAAUAAUUAUAGGUGUUUAUAUGGUGAGUUCCCCCAUCUGGGUCAGUAGUUUCAAUCAUUUUUCAGCUCAAUACCCUAAAAGAUAUGAAAACUACUAAAACAUAGGUUUUUUUAUAAGGUUCCCUUAAAAGCAGGACCAAUCCACAAAUUCUGACUCUCCAUAAUAUUUAAGAUGAUGAACACUCCUGCAGUUUUUCAAGAGACCCUUCUUAGAGAUACAUCGAGCAGGGCUGGGGUCUUGUGCUUUGUACAUUUUUGUUGGCAGUGGAUUCAGUACUUAAUAAUAAUUUAUUCAGCGUCUUUGUUGCAACCCUCCACCUACUUUAAAAAACUGAGCCAAAAUUUUUAUCUUUUGGUGUCUUUGUUCCUUUUAUUACACCUUAAUGCCACCCUCUUUUGUUAUCUUUUAAUUAUUGUACUGUGACGAAAGAUCUUUUCUUAUCUGUAUUGUAGAUCAAUUCUAUACUGAAUGUUGGAGAGUCAGCUUAUUCUCAGAUUCAAAAAAUGAAAGGUCAGGAUGACCCAGAAGAUCUAAACUGGAAAAGAAAUGUAAUGCAUUUUAUUAUUAUUAUUAUUAUUAUUAUUAUUGUUGUUGUUGUUGUUAUUUCAUGUAACUGGUAUAUCAUAUAACAAAUAUCCAUACUUCCUGUCCUUUUUUCAAGUAGAUCAUAACUCAUUUUAUGAUAAUUACGAUCUCUCAGGGUCUGAUUGGUCAAGGGCUAUGUUUGAUAAGAGUACAGACCCUGGAAAUAAUGUGAUGUUGGCACAAUUUCUUUUUCUCUUUCUCAUGCACUCAAUUUUCUUAAGAAACUUUAACGGAAAUGGACAUGAAAAUUGCCAAUGUUAUUGUAAAAAAAAAAUCAACAAAAUUCCAUGUUCUGUACUCUGAUCGACAAUAAAAAUGACGUCAAAUUGUUCAAAAUUUUGCAGUGAAACUACUUGCAUGUGGCCAUGUUUCCACUUGAGUUUUGAACAUUUUCAUGCCAGUCAUACUUGGUUCCCCCUUACUUGCCAAUCUCUCUCGGGAUGGACACCCAGUUGGCUGUUGAAGUACUGGUAGAGCCCAUGCUGGCCCUUAAGUUUAUAUAGAGUUUUAUUGGAUUUUUGGAGGUUAAACUGCAUUUGACUGUAUUUGGCAUGGAAUUCCAACUGAUUCUGGCUCUUUUAUAGAGUUAGCACACCUCCUGAAACAAGGUUGUUAAUUUAAUUGAAUGCAUUUUUCUAGGGUUGGUCUGCUAUUUUGUUGUUGUUCUCCCUCCAGUUUUAUAUAAAUUAUAAUUCACUCAAGAGGAGAAUUUUAUAACGGUUUUGGAAAAGUUCCAUAAAAAUUUUUAUUCCACUUUUAUGGAUUCUUGUAGCUAAGCCUAGCUCUUAGAAAAUGAGGGAAAUCCCCCCUGAAAUGACAGCCCUGUCAUCCAGAGCCAAAGUGCUAAAACAACCAGUAACUCUUGGACCAACCCUUUGCUCCGCCACCCCCACCUUCACCCCUUAGGACUUCAGCCCGUAAUAGACAGUAGUAACAAUCUCACCUUAUACAUGUAACCUACAUUUACUUAUGACUAUAUUAUGCAUGCAAGGAAGCUAUAUAAAGUGGAUAUUUUUCUUUAUUUUCAGCCUUCAGAGCCAAAGACCAAGUCUAGUAGGAUGCUACUUCUUGAACUGACAGAUGGAACACAGACUGUAUUUGGCAUGGAAUACCAACUGAUUCCAGCUCUCAAAGUUAGCACACCUCCUGGAACAAAGGUUGUUGAUUUAAUCGACAUGCAUUUUUCUAGGGCUGGUCUGCUAAUUCUUUGUUUCAGAUAAAUAAUAUUAUAGUUUACAAAUUGUCAUGUUCAGAGUAGCUGGGUUAAAUUCCCAGUUCCCAGCCCUUAUUGACAGCUCGAACAAGGGAUGGUGCAGUUGUGAGAGCGCUCGCUGCCUACCAGUGUGGCCCUGGUUCAUAUCCCGGCGUCGAUGUCAUAUGUGGGUUCAGUUUGUUGUUGGUUCUCUCCUCUGCUCCGAGAGGUUUUCCUCUGAGUACUCCGAUUUACCCCUCUCCUCAAAAACCAACAUUUCCAAAUUCCAAUUCGACCAGGAAUCAGGUAGACGAAGAACAACUUUGUGGAUGUGCUACCUCCAAAUCAUCAUUAUUUAUUAUUUAUUUAUUUAUUUAUUUAUUUAUUUAUUACCAUUGACUGCUUUUCUCAGAUACAAGUGAGUGGAAACAUACCUUGCCAUCUGGGAGCAUUGCUACUUACAGCUAGCAAUGUUAGAGUUCUAGGUGGGAGUGUGCAGAUGUUGGAAGGAAACUCUUAUUGGAAUGUCCUUCAUCAGGCCAUGUAGGUUGUUUAUGUGUAAAUAGCAUAAUUAUUCUUAUUAUCUGCCUAUGUUUUUUAUUUGUUAAGAUUUUGAAAAUUAACCAGUAAUAAUCAUUAUGAUUUCCAAGUGGACAUUCAGAGCUUUUUUGAAUAACCACGCGAGGUUGCUUUUUUUAGAUAAAAUUUCAGCAAUGAGGAAGAAUUUUGAGGUCUGCACUUUUUCGAAUUUUUUGUUUAACAUACACCCGCCUCUCAUCUAAAAGUUUUUUCAUUCACCUGUGGUGCAGAUUAAAUUUCAUAAGUAUUACACAUUCUCUAAAACUCUAUCUUUCCCUCAGAGGGCAAGACCCACCUGAGCAGCCUGGUAUGAUAAAAACAGAAAGCAUAGACAAUGAGGAGCUUACUCUUGAUACAGUAAACACUGAAAAUAGUACAGCUGGAGAUUUCAUUAAUAAUAAUCAGAGGCCACUUGUUAAGACAGAGACCCAUCCAACAAAUUCUUCCUCUAUGGAACCUACAAGCAAUGAUCAGAGGAACAACACAAGAAACAUUUCUGAAUGUAGAGGGAGAUCAGUUAUUAAACAAAAAAGACAAAAUGAAAGUAGGACAGUCAGUGGUACUGUGUCUGCAAAUUCCCGCAGUAAUAUCAAAGUGGAAGAUGUGAGCAAUCAAGAUUUCUUUGAUAAUGACGAUGACAUAAUUGCUGCCAUCGCAGAUGAAGAUUAUUUUGGCGUUGAUGAAGACUUUGACAUGGAACAGAUAGAUCAGUUAGAGUUGGGACUGCAAAGUGCAAACAACACUGUUACAGCAAAAAGGAAACCAAAUGCUAGCACAAGAAAUGUUCAAAAUGUGGAUGUGGAGAUGUUGUGUGAUGGUGAUGACAUUUUUUACGAUGAUUUUGUUCCAAAUGAAUUGCUGAUGGAGGAUGAAGAGUAUAUGGAAAUGAAACCUCUUCAACAAAGAAUUGGAAUGUUGCAUCAAUCAAAGAAAGCAAGAAUAACUUCCCUGGAAUCCAGCAGUUAUGUUACGAAUUUAAGUUCGUCAGAUUCUUCUUAUCAUAGAGUAGAGGCAAACAGAAAUUCUUUGCGAUCAAAUGAUGUUUACUCAGUCAAGACAGAAACAAACUAUCCUAUUUGUCGUGAUUUGAUGAACACAGAGCCUUUGUCCUCAACCAAAGCAAAAGGCAUAAUUACAAAACCCUCGGAGGUCUCAAAAAAGGCAUCACCAUUUCAAGUGAAGAGGGGUAUUGACUCCACAAUCAUCACUGACACUGUUCCUCACGCCAGUCACCCAUUUCAUGUGCUUGAUGAUGAAUCAAAGCAUUUUGAAGUACAAGGUAAGUAAAUGGUACAAAGCACAUUCAAUAUGCUCUUCUCACUUAUGGUAAUAUGCCCGUCUAACCUCGUUUACGGGUAAAAAUUCUUUUGAAAUUCAGAUACGAAAACGUCGUCUGAUUAGCAUUUCAAAGGACUUUUUACUCAAAAACGAGGUUAGACGGGCAUAUUACCAUACGUGAGAAGAGCGUAUGUUACAUUGCUACAGGUGUUCUUGUCAAUAAGACAUUUUAAAUCCAGUUUGAACAGAAAUUUAUCUAACAGAUAUCACACUCUGCAUUAAGUCACCGUCACCCCUCUUAGAUUCUUAUAUUAGCUUCGUUAGCAUCCCCUCAAUUGCUGUAGAUUCUUUAUUAUUAUCAUAAUUUUUAUUAUCUCUAUCUUUAUCAUUAGCAUUAGCAUUAUCAUUGUUAUUAUUAUUAUUAUUAUUAUUAUUAUAAUGACUUAAUUCCAUUUUGAUAUUUUUGGGGGGGCUUUAGUUUUGUUUUGUUUUUGUUUUUGUUUUUGUUUGUUUGUUUUUUUUUCUUUUUAAUAAUCCAAUCUCAAGCAGCAUUUGUAAAUUGCCUAUACAUAGUGAGAUUUACAAUUGUACAUUCAAAAACACAAAUAAAGUUUCCAUUAUUGUUGUUGUUGUUGGUAAAUUUUCUUUAUGCACACUAAACUUUUAGAUUUGGAAUAUAAUGCACCUCCCUUUGAGUACCUAUCAGAUGUUCUGAAAAGAUGUCCAGUCAAGGAACAACUGAUUGUUAGAGUCAAGGUUGGUGUUUUUGAAUUGUGGAUUACUAUCCUACAGUCGGGUUUCCUUAAUUUGUAGGGUUGGUCUGAAUUUAAUCCUAUCUAUUGUAGCUUGUACUACAUCUUAUUUAUUUUUGUUCAAAUUUUGUCCCUGCAAAUAGAAGAUGCUAAUUGACCGUUUAUUUCUAGGGGUGGGGGGAAGGUAAAACGUUUUGUCUGAUUUGUCUGCGAGGGGCUGCAUCAAUGUUGAGGUGUAAGGGAAGUCUUUAACUCCGUGAUUCCUUCCACUUCCUCCCCAACCUCCAAAUGCUAUUUACUUGGGCCCUCUGGGGGUUUGCCCAAGUCUCAAAACCAGAAACCCAGAAACGGAUUCACCAGUCCUGAUUUUGUUUACCGUCUGCCCAAACUGUGACCCAACCAGUUAAAGCUAUGCUUUUCCUUUUAUGAUAGGCUCGAUUUCCACCACUGACUCUCUCGGGUCAAGUGAAGCUUAUUUCCAGGACAGUCCUUUUCACCAUACCAUCAUUAUUUUCUUUUCUUAGGCAUACAUUGCCACCAUUGUUUCUCGUUCCAAACCAAUGUCACCAAACUGGAAUGUCACUGUGAAACUGAAUGAUGGAACAGAUACUGUGGAUGCUGAUCUCAGUGACAAGGUUAAAAAACAAUAUGUUUUACAGUUGAGAAAGUGAGUUAAAACAAAAAAUAAGAGCUUGAAAAGGGUUUGUGGUAUGAAUGUUUGUUUGGUCCAUAUUUACGUGUUUCUGAACAUAAUACCAGUUAUUUGAGACCUCUUUCAGGCAGAGAGAAUAAAAAUCAAUUAAAACCAGCUAUAAAGUUUUACAACUAAAAAAACCUGGAUUUUAUAGGCAGGGAAAGAUUCUUCACAUGGCAUUUGAGAAGUGCAUGAAUUUUGCUGGAAAAUUACAUUGGAGAGAUCAUACUUGACAUAAAGGCCUUUAAAAAGUAUUUCACUGAUUUUCACAUAGCCAAAGUAAAGCCAUUGUAAAGUAAUGCAACGUUGACUUAGGUUAUUAAUUAUACUGGUAAUUAUUGUAUCUUCAGGUCCUUUCUGAGUUGAUGGAAUUUCCAGUGGAUGAAUAUCGGGUAAGUAGGCCUUGACCCUUUAAGAAAUAAGAGUGAUCAACAUCAAUUUUCUCCUAACAAAGUCAGAACAUUAGCAAGGGAAAGGUCAUGAGAAUUAGUAAUGGUAAUAGGACUGAGUGGAGCACAAUUCAGGGAGUAAUCGGGCGAGUAAUUUCAAAUCAAUAAUCGAUUUGAAAUUACGAGCCCGAGGAAAAAUACGAGCGAUGCAUGGGCAACUAAAUGUCUGCUCGUAUUAUAUGCUAAACCAUCGAACAAGAGGUUUAUUAUUCCACUACAAAAAAAGUUGUUAUUUUUUUGGUAAGAGUAUUCAGAAAUAUCCUGAUUCCGUCUGUGAGAAUGACGUUAACAAUGAGCAAAAUUCGCGCGUAGUAUAUGCCAAACCAUUGAAUGAGAGGUUAAUUAUUCUACUGCAAAAAAAAAUGUUGUUUUGGCUUCUAUUUUGUGGUAAGAGUAUCCAAAACAUCCUACAGUUCAGCCAUAGCUGCUCCUUUUGCACCCGCGGGUAUUCGCCCAGUUGUAAACCGGUUAAAUCAGGGCACUACAGUAUAUUACGGCCUCGUAUUUUGCGCGUUCUCUUGACCUAAUAUGGUAAAAUGACAUAAUAGUGGAAUAAUAGUGGGGCUUAAAGGGUGAAAUGAAGUUUUGGGCAAUUAUGCCUUGUCGUUUCUUUAGCAGGUUUUCAUAGGCAAGUGAUACAAGAAAAGAUCAGAAAGUAUCUAGAACUUACUGUAGCAUCAAUUUUUGUUCUCUAUUAUAGCGUGAAAUGCAAGAAGCCAUACAGACUCGCAACACAGCUCUUUGUCAAAAAGUACAGAAGGUAAGUCUACAUUCAGACUCAACUAACAGAAGACAUUCAAUGUGAAAAGUUUAUUUGUCAGUCAUCUGAUACAGAUGUAAGCUGGUUACAUCAAUAAUAUACAUUCGAACCUUCCAUAGCCUCAGGGGCCCCCAACGAGAAUAUAGUUCAAAACCACUUCAACAUCGCAUUGUUAAACGUAUUUUAGUAUUUAAACGGCAGAUAUAGGCAUAUUUUUAUCCCCUAAAAAUUUUUCAUCUGUUCGGAUUUCCUAGCUGAAAGAGGGGGGCGUAAGGGUAUGCGGUGAUGCGGUUUUGCGUUAUAUUUGGUGCGGUUUUGCGGUAAUUUCUAUUUUAACUCGCGGUAUUGCGGUUUCAAAACACUAAGCGGUUUGCGGUUAUUACAACCUUUAAGUCGCGGUUUUCGGUGAAUAAAAAAAGUGUCUACGGUGAUAACACUCUUUAGAACGGUCGGCAUCCGGUUGUUUUGCAAGCGCAAGCCAAGUGUUUUGUUUUACAACGCAUCAGGGUUCAUUAUAUCAGCUUACAAUUUAACUCUGUGGUUUGCAAUUACGGCCCUUUCCAGUUAAUACUUAAUGUGAUUAACCCUUUUGGCCAGUGAUGCGUAAAAAAAUUAGUUGCCGGAUGUUAGCUCGUACAGCCUUACAGCGUCGUGUUCUCGUUGCUUUGAUUCAAUGCGCGGCAAUGGCAACUGAGGUCGUCGAGGUCGCAACUGAAAGCGAAGAGGACGUAAUAAUUAAUUGCGUGGCAAUCUUCUAUGAAGAAGGAAAGGAAGGGGAGAAUUUCAGAAGAGCUGUACGUUUUAACAAUCGUCUCCUCCACUGAACGUGAACUCUUUACGAGACAAGAAGGUCACAUGUCCAGAAGAAACAUUUAUUCCGCGUUCCACAACUAGCACAGGGUCGUCCAAAGUAAUCAGUCACCCAAUGUAAGACGUUCAGGAUCAGUGACAGAGUUUUUCAAAGUCAAGGGAGAUAUAUCACUACUCGUUCAAGUACAUGACAAGCAUACUUGGCAUUUGGUUAGUAGUAAAUAGAGUAUAAUAGUGUAGUACAAUAUAUCGUUAGCGUUAUGAUGGUAUGUUUAAUACUAACGCACAAUGUUAUUGCGUUCGAGGUACGAGAACGCAACCCCUAAUUUGUGUUGGGUGUUGUGUGCAUUAUUGGGUGUCCCGUGCAAUUAAUAAGGGAGGUUUUUUUGAGACUGCAUUUUCGUUGUCGUCGUCGACACACAUUUGCCUCGCUUUGAGGCGCUUGCUUAAGUUUUGCCUCACUUUGACGCGCUAACCCAUGCGGUGAUUCUUGUGUCCUCAGCGUUCAUCUUUCAAAGGUUUGCUGAGGUCUGAUUAGACUUUCCAAAAAUCCUUCGUCGGAUUUCAUAUCGUCGCUCGCGGUCGGCCGUUUCGCGGCCAAACAAGGCUCGGCCAAGAGGUCGACUUGUAGCAAGUCUAAGGUUAGCCUCCCAAGCAGGCGUUUUUAGGUGAGCUCGUUUUUUAUAGGGAUGAAAAACGAGCUCCCCCUAAAAACGCCUGCGUGGGAGGCUAGUCUAAGGUCUAAUAUUCUGUCUUCGUAAGGCGUUCAUCUUUUAAAAAGUUUGCGGAAUCUUCGUAAAGCGUACAUCGAUAUGUGUUUCCUGAAUCGUCUAAAGCGUUCAUCUUUCAGAAGUUUGCUGUAAAAUUUUACUUUGGAUUAAGCCGUCACAUUUUUAUCAGCAUGGUUCGUCACUGUCUUUAGAAAAUGUCUGCGACUCUUGGUGCAUGCAUCAAACCGUGUUAAGUUCGGCGGCCGUUAUGCCACAAAGUAAAUUUACCGAGUUGUGUAGCUUGGCGGUCGUUGUGUCAAACAGUAAAUCUACCGAGUUGUGUAGCUCGGCAGCCCUUGUGUCACAAAGUAAAUCUACCGAGAUGUGAAGCUCGGCGGCGCCAUUUGAUCAUGACUUGUGAUAUUUUCGGCACCGGACAAACAAACACAUUAACUCUAUGUUAUUUAUUAGGAAAAACUUAUAAACCAGCCCACAGUAGCGCCACUCUCGAGUCACUGAAAUCAACACGCCGGACCAAAUUACUGGAAAAGUUAUUGACGUGAGCCGCACACACGUACCAUUGAAGGCUUUGACAGGGUUAGUGCGAAGUUUGAAUUCAGAUGUGAAAGCUUUUAAAACAGUAAAUUCAAUGCAAUUCAUUUUGUCAACAAGUUGAUGAUUGGAUGCUCUUAAAAAUAACAGAGAAAAUUAUCCGAAGAAAUGUUUUUGAAGAAAGAAAAAGAAUCCUGGGUUAAGCACUAAUCGGCCUUUGAGUAACUGCGCCCGGUAACUCGCGCCAGUAAAACAAUAUGUUCCAUUUACGACGCACUCUGGCCAAUGUCCCCUCCGACUUAAAGCACUUAACACCGAACCAUACGAUAUCUUUUGAAAACGUUCUUAUGAUACACAGUUUAAAUAGAGGUUUCGCUGUACGCAACCCUAAUACGUUCAAAAUAUGCCAUAAUCAUAUUUAUCGAUAUCGCAAACACCCUUUCGCCUCAACUGCUACCUGUAUGCCUAACAAACAUAUCGAACGCACUCUCCUAAGCUCCGAUUACUCCUAGUCAGAAUAUAUCACAAGUCUUGCUGACGUCAGCUUUCAUAUUGUGGCCUACAUGUGCGCGCGGUUUCGGUAUUCGGGAAAAAAUCCGAUGCGGUUUGCGGUUUUUUGGCGUAUUUCUGUGCGGCUUUGCGGUUUUCGGACCCCCCUUACGCCCCCCUCCUGAAAGUCUAGUGAUCCGAAAAUUAUAGGGAUCAAAACUUACCUUUUCGAAAAUUGCAGCCAGAAAAAAGGCUCCCGAAAAUUCUAGGUGACCUUUUUAGGGUAAAAAUCCGUUUAAAAUGGGCAAUUAUAACAUUUUUUAGAUGUUCGAAAAUCGAAGGAGAGGCAGGCAAGCUAGAAAUUUUACAACAAAUGUUCCGAAAAUUCUAGAUCUCAAAUCGUCUUCCGAACAGAUAUUUUCCGAAAAUUGUCGUUAGGUGCCCCUGAUAGCCUGCGUAGCAAGCGUUUCCGUUUGGUUUCGGAGCAAAGAAAGACCGAGGAACGGGAUUCUCGGUUUUGGCCGCGCGAGAAAUGAAACAAGAGCCAAAAAAUGAAAGAGGGGGGAGGGGAAGGGGAAGGAAGGACCUUCCUUUCUGCCCCACCCCCUCCCCGCUCUUUUACUUGCGCCAUUUUUCGCGCGGUCUUUGACUCUCGUUCCUCGUUCUUUGCUCCUAAACCGCACGGAAACGCUUGCUACUCAGGCUAAACCUUCCAUACCCUGCAUAACAGGCGGGGAAGACGCAGAUCCCCCGUCGCGCGUGUCUGGCGCUCCUCGCGCGUUUCGCGCUCGCCUUUCCUCUCCCGACAAACGCGACAAAAUAACGCCCGUUAUGCAGGCUAACUUUCUCAAGUGGCCACCCAAAAUGCAAAUAAUUACUUUUCGCGUACGGGAAGUGAUCGCCUCGAAGAAUAGAAUUGCGAUCGUUUCGCCCGAAGGCGUUCGCCAGGACUUAGAUUCGCGAGAUGACAUACAACACUCUACAACAUGGUGAACCUACUUCUCCGAGAUGUUAUUUUAGUUAACCUAGGAUUCAACAUGUACAGUCACUUUUUUGCCAUGCUUAAUCCUUUUUUCUCAAGCUUAGAGAACGAGAAAUACUCGCCAGGCGAAUCGACUUAGUCUGGGCCAACUCCCAUUGGGCGAAACGACCCGAUACCGAAGAAUCGAACCUCGGGGCGACUCUUCCUACAACAGGUCCGAACACAUCUACAUUUCAGAGGAAAAUUCAUGGCCUGCAAUUUCGAUGUGUGUAGUUUUAUUUUGUUUCUAAAAGUACAUCGCACCUCUUAGUAGUGAAGAACAUAUCAAGAACAUGGAGAUCACACCUCAGCGUGUAAAGAAAGUAGUGUCCGAUAGCCCGGGACUAGUGGAUUUUGCUAUUGGGCUAGUGAAUUCUGUUUUUAACUUUCCCGACGGGCAAGUGAUGUUUUUUGAGGAAUUCAAAUAACGGAAGAACUGUGAAAUCAAUUCUGCUCAUCAAAACGUUUUUGGGGCUAGUUGAAAUGACGUCUGGGCUAGCAAAUGCUAGCUUCGGCUUGCCCGAAUGGCAAGCUGUAAAAAUGAUUUUCUUUGCACCCUGCACCAUGCCCUAAGUGCUCGCUUGCAGACAAUGGGAAAAUAAAACGCCGUCUCGCGGUCGCUUACGAGAGGUUCUAACUAUGGGCAAACUGGAAAGUUUUACUGUUUCUGGUUUUUGGUGUUUCGCUUAUAAGAGGGGGUCGGUUCCCAGAGGUAGUCGCACAUGGAGGUUCCACUGUACCCGCAGUAUGCUGUUAAUGUUCUAGACUACAAUAUGUGCCCGCCUGGUACGAAAAACUGCUAAAAAUCACCCUUGAGAAGUGGCCAAAAAAUUAAUUUGUGGAAAAGUUUGAUUGAUCCCCGACUAAUGCAGUGGCACGAAACCCAGGGGAAAUGAUUCAGGAAAAAACAUGGAACGCUGAAUACCUUGUUACUAAGAGUCUUCAGUCAAGUGUUCUGUAAGUGAACACCAAAAAUGCGAAGAGUUAGUGGUCGCGUAGGGGAGGGAGUCUCCUACAAGGUCUUCACGAGGAGAAAUCUGGACACAUCUACUUUUUGGAGAGAAUGUAUCGCAUGCAAUUUUUAGGUUACAAUAAAUUAUAUGUAAAUCCAUGUUGUUUCUAAAAGUUCUUCUCAUACUCUGAGUAGCGUAGUAGAUGCAGCGAAUACAAAGAUCAGACCAUUUUAUCAGGUGUUUUUUAAAGAGGUUAAAACAAUGGGAAAUUCUUAAACCUUCAUCGUAAAGGGUGGUCGCGGACGUUUACGAGAGGUUCCAGCUAUAAGGCUUUGACUGGAGAAAUUUUGUUUUGGUUUGGAUGAGUGGUCGCCUACGGGAGAUGAUGUAAAGAAGUGGUCGUACCUCUACAGGUUCGACUGUAACUGAAAGAGAUGCAUGUGUAAAUACCUAGAGGCAUAAUCUAUAUACAGAAAUAGGAACGGUCAUUCGAAAAACACGGACAUCUGAAUAUCCAACAAUAUAAGCUACCGUAAUAGAAACAUUGUAAAACAAGAAGAAAGCGAUCACGAAGAGUGAUACAAAUCCCGCGAGAAGGAUAUAAAUGGUGCGAAACUGUCCCACGAACUGCUCCGCGCCUCUAAACCGCGCCGGCAGAUUUAUAUUUCUGACUAAUUUCUUCCCAUGUAUCUCAAUCGUGAAAAAAUGAAGUUCUUGUGACUCUUUCAUGCAUUCAAGCAAUGUUACAUGAUUUUAAAAAUGCAUCUCACAACUACUUUAAAUUGAUCUUUUCACAGAGAACAGAGCUCUUUCAAAGAAACCUAGCCUCCACUUCUUGUUUGAUGGAUUUACAGUUUUCGCCAGACAAGCCUCAAGCACGUAUUCUCCACUUGACUCAGCCAACAUCUUUAGAUGUUUCAGAAAUGAUUCGUCAUGUCGGUGCAUUGUUGUAAUAUUAGCGUGUAUAAGUCAGAAUAAAAAGAUUUGCUCA
Molecule: messenger RNA, 13524 nt
Organism: Porites lobata
Lineage: Eukaryota; Metazoa; Cnidaria; Anthozoa; Scleractinia; Poritidae
Source: the annotation of a GenBank genome assembly